AUGAGUAUAUGGAACUAUGUGGUGACAGCUCACAAGCCAACGAACGUCACGCAUUCGUGCGUUGGUUAUUUCACCGGUCCGCAAGAGUGCAAUCUCAUCAUUGCGAAAUGCACCCGACUAGAGAUUCAUUCAGUCGCCAGUCAAGGUUUACAGGCUAUGUUGGAUGUGCCAAUAUAUGGAAGAAUUGCUACACUUCAGCUUUUCCGUCCACAAGGAGAAACACAAGACCUUCUUUUUGUUGCAACAGAAAGAUAUAAAUUCUGUGUUUUGCAAUGGGAUGCUGAGGCAGCUGAGGUUAUUACAAGAGCAAUGGGAGAUGUUUCGGAUCGAAUAGGGCGCCCGACGGACAAUGGGCAGAUUGGCAUAAUUGAUCCUGACUGCAGAUUGAUUGGACUCCAUCUCUAUGAUGGAUUAUUUAAGGUUAUUCCAUUUGACAAGAAAGGCCAGCUCAAGGAAGCAUUUAACAUUCGGCUUGAGGAGCUUCAAGUUUUGGAUAUCAAAUUUCUACAUGGUUGUCCGACGCCUACAAUUGUUGUACUUUACCAGGAUAACAGGGAUGCCCGUCAUGUUCAAACAUACGAGGUGGCUUUGAGGGAUAAAGAUUUUAUUGAGGGUCCAUGGUCUCAGAACAAUCUUGAUAAUGGGGCAGAGUUGCUAAUACCAGUACCUCCUCCACUUUGCGGUGUCUUAAUUAUUGGAGAAGAAACCAUUGUGUACUGUAGUGCCUCAGCUUUUAAAGCAAUCCCCAUCAGACCUUCUAUCACAAAAGCUUAUGGGAUGAUUGAUGCCAAUGGUUCUCGCUACCUACUGGGGGACCAUAGUGGUCUUCUUCACCUACUUGUUAUAACCCAUGAAAAAGAGAAAGUAACGGGACUCAAGAUCGAGCUUUUGGGGGAAACAUCUAUUGCGUCAACUAUCUCAUAUCUUGACAGUGGCAUUGUUUAUGUUGGCUCAAGCUAUGGGGAUUCACAGCUUAUAAGGCUCAAUCUUCAGCCCGAUGAAAAAGGUUCUUAUGUAGAAGUUAUGGAAAGGUACGUCAAUUUGGGACCCAUUGUUGACUUCUGUGUGGUUGACUUAGAGAGGCAGGGUCAAGGUCAGGUUGUAACCUGCUCGGGAGCAUAUAAAGAUGGUUCUCUUCGCAUUGUUCGAAAUGGAAUUGGUAUUAAUGAACAGGCAUCUGUAGAACUUCAAGGAAUCAAAGGCAUGUGGUCAUUAAGAUCAGCUACUGAUGAUCAAUAUGACACCUUCUUGGUUGUAAGCUUUAUCAGCGAGACGCGUAUUUUGGCAAUGAAUCUUGAGGAUGAGUUGGAGGAAACUGAGAUAGAAGGAUUUUGUUCACAAGUCCAGACUUUGUUUUGCCAUGAUGCUAUAUAUGAUCAACUUGUCCAGGUUACUUCAAACUCGGUUAGAUUGGUCAGUUCUACCUCCAGAGAGCUGCGUCAUGAAUGGGUUGCUCCUGCAGGGUAUUCGAUCAAUGUAGCUACUGCUAAUGCUACACAGGUUUUACUAGCUACUGGGGGUGGCUAUUUAGUUUAUCUAGAAAUUGGUGAUGGAGUGCUGACAGAAGUAAAACAUGCCCAGUUGGAGUAUGACAUCUCAUGCCUAGACAUAAAUUCAAUUGGUGAUAAUCCAAACUACAGUCAACUUGCAGCAGUUGGAAUGUGGACAGAUAUUAGUGUCAGGAUAUUUUCUCUCCCUGACUUGAAUCUGAUUACGAAGGAACAUUUGGGAGGGGAGAUAAUUCCUCGUUCUGUACUUUUGUGUUCCUUUGAUGGGAUAUCUUACUUGCUAUGUGCUCUUGGAGAUGGUCAUCUAAUAAACUUUGUGUUGAAUGUGAUUACUGGUGAGCUAACGGAUAGGAAAAAAGUCUCCCUUGGGACCCAGCCUAUGACACUUCGAACUUUCUCAUCUAAGAAUGCCACACAUGUUUUUGCUGCGUCCGAUAGGCCAACUGUCAUCUACAGUAGUAACAAAAAGUUACUUUACAGCAAUGUAAAUCUAAAAGAAGUUAGUCACAUGUGCCCGUUCAACUCGGCUGCUUUUCCAGACAGCCUUGCAAUUGCAAAAGAAGGUGAGUUGACUAUUGGCACCAUUGAUGACAUUCAGAAGCUUCAUAUUCGCUCUAUCCCACUUGGGGAGCAUGCACGCCGUAUAUGCCAUCAGGAGCAGACUCGGAGCUUCGCAAUCUGUAGUUUAAAUAACGUGUACUACUGUGUUGGGACUGCAUACGUAAUGCCCGAGGAGAAUGAGCCCACCAAGGGCAGGAUACUGGUUUUUACAGUAGAAGAUGGAAAACUUCAACUAAUUGCGGAGAAAGAAACCAAGGGAGCCGUUUACUCUCUUAAUGCCUUCAACGGGAAACUGCUUGCUGCUAUUAAUCAGAAGAUUCAAUUGUAUAAAUGGAUGCUUCGUGAUGAUGGCUCUCAUGAAUUGCAAUCUGAAUGUGGACAUCAUGGACAUAUUCUUGCACUUUAUGUGCAAACUAGAGGGGAUUUUAUUAUUGUGGGGGAUCUGAUGAAAUCAAUCUCUCUGUUAAUUUACAAGCACGAGGAGGGUGCCAUUGAGGAGCGAGCUCGUGAUUACAACGCAAAUUGGAUGACGGCCAUCGAGAUUCUAGAUGAUGACAUUUAUCUCGGUGCUGAAAAUAAUUUCAACCUCUUUACUGUUCGGAAAAAUAGUGAAGGUGCCACUGACGAGGAACGUGGACGUCUCGAGGUGGUUGGUGAAUACCACCUCGGUGAAUUUGUUAAUCGAUUCAGACAUGGUUCUCUUGUAAUGCGAUUAGCAGAUUCUGAUAUUGGCCAGAUCCCAACUGUCAUUUUUGGCACUGUCAAUGGUGUUAUCGGGGUUAUUGCUUCUCUUCCUUACGAGCAGUAUGUUUUCAUGGAGAAACUGCAAACGAAUCUCAGAAAAGUGAUAAAGGGUGUGGGAGGACUAGGCCAUGAGCAGUGGAGGUCUUUCUACAAUGAGAAGAAAACUUCUGAUGCUAAGAACUUUUUGGAUGGCGAUUUGAUUGAGUCAUUCCUGGAUCUUGGCCGGAAUUGGAUGGAGGAGAUUUCUAAGGCAAUGUGUGUUUCGGUGGAUGAAUUAAUGAAGAGAGUAGAAGAGCUGACUAGGUUACAUUAA
Fraxinus pennsylvanica is the source of this 3126-nucleotide messenger RNA. The record is from the annotation of a GenBank genome assembly. NCBI's taxonomy places the organism in Eukaryota, Viridiplantae, Streptophyta, Magnoliopsida, Lamiales, Oleaceae.